Messenger RNA from Glycine soja, 2826 nucleotides. RefSeq names its product pentatricopeptide repeat-containing protein At1g09900-like. NCBI's taxonomy places the organism in Eukaryota, Viridiplantae, Streptophyta, Magnoliopsida, Fabales, Fabaceae. Gene Ontology annotation, molecular function: protein binding. The transcript has a single exon. The coding region runs from base 245 to 2614 and encodes 789 amino acids. The record is from RefSeq and is a predicted model, not a curated record.
AGUAAAUUGUAUAUUAAAAAAAUCGAAUAGAGAGUGUAUUCUUUCCUUUUGACGUUAGUAUUCUUUCCUUUUGCUGAGUUUGUUGAUUCGCUCGCAGUCUUCCCCUAUUUCGAAAGAUGUUAGUUUGCUCAAUUUGCUGAUUUGAUUUUCAUCCAUUUCUCACACACACUCCUUUCCUCUUCUUCCGUCUUCACCUAUUUCAAACAGAGGUGCGUGUUCGCGGUUCUCAUCCAUCAUUUCACUCAUGCCACUUCUCAGGUUUAAUCACUAUCUACUGCCAAAACUUUUAGCCUCCCAUUUCCAUGCUAACAACAAUUUCUCCUCUAUUGCUUUGUCCCUUCAUUAUGCAACAAGUUCUGUUUUUUCUGCUUCUUAUUCAACCACUAAUCUCAGACAUCAAACUGAGGGUAAAUACAGCAACUUUGGGAAUUUCAAUGAUGAUUUAGGGAAAGUAGGUCCUGGUUUUCAAGAAAGCUUAAGUUUUGCUGCAAGUGUUAGUGAUGGGGCAGAAGAAGAAGAGGGGUCUAGUGAUGAUGAUGAGAGUCUUGAGUUUAUCAAUUCCUUUCAUGGUAGCAACGAUAAACAGACACAAAAUAUUGCAAGCAUUGAAAUUGAUGACAGUGAAUUUAGACACCCUGUGGUGAGAGAGGUUUGUAGGUUAAUCACACUCAGCUCUGCUUGGAACCCUAAUUUUGAAGGACGCUUGAGGCACUUAUUGAGAAGCCUCAAACCCUCACUUGUUUGUGCCGUUUUGCGCUCUCAGGCCGACGAACGUGUUGCUUUGAACUUUUUCUAUUGGGCUGAUCGUCAAUGGCGCUACAGUCAUCACCCCCUUGUCUACUAUACAUUGUUGGAUGUCCUUAGCAAGACCAAAUUGUGCCAAGGUGCAAGGCGGGUUCUUCGGCUUAUGACACGCCGCGGAAUUGAAUUGUCACCCGAAGCUUUUGGCUGCGUGAUGGUGUCUUAUAGCCGUGCAGGCAAGCUGAGGAAUGCGUUGCGGGUUUUGACCUUGAUGCAGAAAGCUGGGGUUGAGCCUAAUUUGUCUAUAUGUAACACCACUAUCUAUGUUUUGGUGAAGGGUUGUAAACUGGAAAAGGCGCUGAGAUUCUUGGAACGAAUGCAGGUGACUGGAAUCAAACCGGAUAUUGUCACUUACAACAGCUUGAUCAAGGGUUACUGUGAUUUGAAUAGGAUUGAAGAUGCGUUGGAGCUUAUUGCAGGAUUGCCAUCCAAGGGAUGCCCUCCAGAUAAAGUUAGUUAUUAUACUGUGAUGGGUUUCCUCUGUAAGGAGAAAAAAAUUGAACAAGUGAAGUGUUUAAUGGAGAAAAUGGUUCAGGAUAGUAACUUAAUACCAGAUCAGGUUACAUAUAAUACGCUUAUCCACAUGCUUUCAAAGCAUGGACAUGCAGAUGAUGCUCUUGCUUUCCUAAAGGAAGCAGAAGACAAGGGUUUCCACAUUGACAAGGUUGGGUAUAGUGCAAUAGUUCACUCAUUCUGUCAAAAGGGGAGGAUGGAUGAGGCAAAGAGUUUAGUGAUUGAUAUGUACUCAAGAUCAUGUAAUCCUGAUGUAGUUACAUAUACUGCUAUUGUUGAUGGAUUUUGUCGCUUGGGGAGGAUAGAUGAAGCAAAAAAGAUGCUGCAGCAGAUGUACAAACAUGGGUGCAAGCCAAAUACGGUAUCAUAUACAGCUUUGUUGAAUGGCCUCUGCCACAGUGGAAAAUCAUUAGAGGCAAGAGAGAUGAUAAAUGUAAGUGAGGAGCAUUGGUGGACCCCAAAUGCCAUCACUUAUGGUGUCGUAAUGCAUGGGUUCCGUAGGGAGGGAAAAUUGUCUGAGGCGUGUGAUUUGACCAGGGAAAUGGUUGAAAAGGGCUUUUUCCCAACUCCAGUUGAAAUUAACCUGCUAAUACAGUCUCUCUGUCAAAAUCAGAAAGUAGUAGAAGCUAAAAAAUAUUUAGAGGAAUGUCUGAAUAAGGGGUGUGCCAUUAAUGUUGUAAACUUCACUACUGUAAUUCAUGGUUUUUGUCAGAUCGGUGACAUGGAAGCUGCUCUAUCUGUGCUGGAGGACAUGUACUUAAGCAACAAACAUCCUGAUGCUGUCACAUAUACGGCAUUGUUUGAUGCAUUGGGAAAGAAAGGUAGAUUGGAUGAAGCAGCUGAGUUGAUUGUAAAGAUGCUCAGCAAAGGUUUGGAUCCAACUCCUGUAACAUUCAGGUCAGUUAUCCACCGUUAUUGUCAAUGGGGUAGAGUUGAUGAUAUGUUGAACUUAUUGGAUAGAAUGGUCAAAAGGAAGCCAUUUAGAACCAUAUACAAUCAUGUUAUUGAAAAGCUUUGUGAUUUUGGGAACCUUGAGGAGGCUGAGAAACUACUGGGGAAGGUAUUGAGAACAGCAUCAAAACUUGAUGCUAAUACAUGCCAUGUUCUGAUGGAAAGCUGUCUGAAAAAAGGGGUUGCACUAUCAGCGUAUAAAGUGGCUUGUCAAAUGUUUAGACGUAAUUUAACUCCUGAUUUAAAAUUGUGCGAGAAAGUGACCAAGAAGCUAGUUUUAGAUGGUAACUUGGUGGAGGCUGAUAAACUUAUGUUACGUUUUGUUGAGCGUGGAAUACAACAAAAAUGAGAUGCAUUUGUGUAAGUUAUCUGCAUUUCUAAGCUCAAGCCUCAGAGCAAUGAUUUUUGUUUUCAAUUUCCUUUAUCAUUUUCUUUUGUGGGUAUUACAUCUUGUUGCCUAAAAUGUGGCAAGGCAUUUUUUUGGGAAAAAAUGAUUUUGUUGAGAAUGUAAAUUUCGCUCAUAUUAUAACCAUCAUAUAUGCGAUUUAGAUAAUUUUAUCA